Molecule: messenger RNA, 1579 nt
Organism: Hyaloscypha bicolor E
Lineage: Eukaryota; Fungi; Ascomycota; Leotiomycetes; Helotiales; Hyaloscyphaceae
Product: MFS general substrate transporter
Exons: 6
Coding region: 1-1434 (477 amino acids)
Biological process (GO): transmembrane transport
Cellular component (GO): fungal-type vacuole membrane
Molecular function (GO): transmembrane transporter activity
Source: RefSeq, a predicted model, not a curated record
AUGCUAGGAAACUCUGCAACGAGAAAAGGAUCACCGGUCAUCGAGAACAGUUUCCCUAAUCCAUUUGGUAUCAACGAACCUGAAUUUCCUCCCGAUGUCACCUCAAAACAAGCGUCCGAGUUGGAUCCAGAGAAAGCUAUUUCCUCGACCGGGAUUCAGAAAGAAAAGGUUCCACCAUGCGAUAGCGGACGUAGAGCUUGGGCGUGUUUACUAGGUGCCGCUACCAUCGAAGGCUUGAUGUGGGGCUUUCCCAUGACAUUCGGAGUCUUUCAAUCGUACCUCCAGACUCAUCCACCCUUUGAAAACAAUCGAUAUAUUCCCGUAGUCGGAGUUUUGGCAACAGGGAUAUCGUACCUCGGAAACCCUCUCAUCACACCAAUCACAAUCAAAUACCAAAAGUACCAACGACACAUGAUAUGCUUCGGCUGGCUGAUCUGCAUCGUGGCUCUUCUCGCAAGCAGUUUUGCCACAAAACUCUGGCACCUUAUGUUCACGCAAGGAUUCCUGUACGGUGUCGGUAUAGUCUUGCUUUACUUUCCCGUGCUCAGCAUGGUGAACGAAUGGUUUAUUAAGAGGCGAGGAUUAGCUUACGGAAUCAUGUUCGGAUCAGCCGGUGCUUUUGGUCUCGCGCUCCCCUUCGUCGUAGAACGACUCCUCCACAGCUACGGCUACGCAACGACCGUUCGCGCAUUCGCCAUUGGAAUAUUCAUCCUCGUUGGCCCGAUGCUCCCCCUCCUAAAACCCCGCCUCCUACCCCUCGUCCACACCAAUACCCCUUCCGAAACAACCCUCGACACCACAGUCUUCACCAACCCACUCUUCUACUCCGCCUCCCUCUCCAACAUCUUCCAAGGCCUUGCUUUCUUCCUCCCAUUCGUCUACCUCCCGUCCUACGCCCACGACAUCGGCUUAAACAACGCACAAUCAACACUAGCCCUCUCCUUCCUAAACACCUCCCAAAUAAUCGGCCAAAUAGGCAUCGGCUACCUCUCCGACCACCACUCCAUCUACAUACCUCUCUUCCUAUCCCCUUUCUUCUCCGCCCUCUGUACCUUUCUGCUCUGGGGUUUCGCCAAAUCUUUUUCCCCACUCACCAUCUUCUCUAUCCUGUACGGCAUCUUUUCGGGUGGUUAUUCGGUGUUGUAUUGUCGAUUUGCUACGAGCCUUGCGACAACGGGUCUUUGGCUUUACAGCAUUUUUGACUUUCAGAGGGGAGUGGGGAAUAUUGUUGGGGGUGUGGUGAGUGGGGUUCUUGUUAAGGGAGGGGUUGUGGAGGUGAGUUAUGGGGUGAGGAGGUAUCAGUGGCUUGUGGUAUUGGUGGGUGGCAGUAUGUUUGUUAGUUGUUUGGGUGGAUUUGGAUGGUUUGUUAAGGAUAGAAGGUUGACGUUAAGGUGGAGGGGUGGGAAGGAGAGAAAACCUAAAGCUAUGGGAUGAAAAUACAUGCAUGUGACGAGCUGGAGUCUAGGAGAAUUGCAAUCUUGUAUUUUUUUGAAUUAAAUUAUUCUUAUUCAAGGGGCAUAAGUGAAGGAAUGGAAGCUGCUGAAUAGAAAGUCUAUCUAGCACCGAUACAGAACCGCUA